AUGGUCAAAUUCAACUUCAGCGUGCCCUUCGGCAGCUUGUUCAAGUACAAGCCCCAAAAAUUUAACUAUGCUUUGGAGCAGGAAAUCAGGUCCAAGUUGGACUCGUUACCUUCAGUAACCAAGAUAUACAGUAACCCAGAUGGAUCGCCUAGAGUGCCUAGUGACAGUGAGUUUAAGACGAUCGCUGAUUUGCAGAAUUUGUACUACCAGCGGAAUUACUCUGAGUGGAAUUUCAUUCUCCCUAGAAUCCCCAAGGAACAGUUAGAGUUGUUCAAGGACAAUACACAAGACUUGAAGAACUUCCAAUUUGUCACUAAAGAUGCUGGUAAAAUUAUUGACAAGAUCCCAUACAAGGAUGAAACUACUGGUGAGCUAAAAUGGAGAGUUGUCAGAGAGACGGAAAAGGCUGAGGGGUGGGAAGUGCCUUACUUCUACAUUGUGUUACCUGCCUUCAUCUACCUCUUAUACUCUAAGUACACGGCUCAGAUGAAGAAGAGACAAUCGGAGGGUCCUGAGUGGGCUGAGAAGGAGUUGAGAUUGAGAGCCAUGGAGGAGUACUUCCAUGGCGACACAGAGAAGGCGAAGGAGUUUUUGUCGAACGAGGGCAAGUCCGAGAGGGAAGUUAGAGACAGAGACGACUUGGUUGUAGCAAGGAUCUUGGCUGGUGACUACGACAAGUUGUCUGAGUUGAAGAAGAAAUUGCCCAAGGAUUUGAUUCCAAAGGUGGAGAAGGAUGAGAAGGUGACAAUCUAA
Messenger RNA from Candidozyma auris, 753 nucleotides. RefSeq lists its product as uncharacterized. The transcript has a single exon. The coding region runs from base 1 to 753 and encodes 250 amino acids. The record is from RefSeq and is a predicted model, not a curated record. Lineage: Eukaryota; Fungi; Ascomycota; Pichiomycetes; Serinales; Metschnikowiaceae.